CUUGCGCGUAUUCCAGCUCGGGCUCUCACGGCCACGCAAGUCCCACAGAUUCGUUCGUUCGUUCGUUCCCCCCCCCCCCCCCCCCCCCCCCGCGGCGCGGCGGUUGCUCGGCUCGGCAAUUCGCCUGAUCGAUCCCAACCCUCCUCCUCACUCCUCCUUCUCCCCCCCUCCCUCGUAACGCGUCGCCAAAUCCAAACCCCCGAACCAACCCGAGUCGAUCAAACCCCUACUCGUGGGCUCGCGACGAGUCGCAUGGCAGCAACAACGCGCAGCUCCCACUGACCCAGCCCAGCCACAGCCAACCCACUGCCCCCCGAGACGAGGCGGCUCUCCGAUCGCCGCCGCUCCAAUGUGGCGGCGCGGGGCCCACUCCGACGCCGCCCACCACCUCCCCGCCGCCGGCGCCGGCGGGUCCACCUCGGCCGCCGCCGCCGCCGCGGGCGCCGUGCGGAGGCGACGGCGGCCCGGGCUGUCGUGCCGUCCGAGCCACCUCUUCUUCGCCCUCCUCGUCGCGCUCUUCACGGCCUCCCUGCUCGUCGUCUGGCAGCUGCUCCCCAUCGGCGACGGCGACGGCGACGCGGCGGCGGACGGGGAGGAGGCGCCGGCGCCGCCGGACGGGGGAGGGACGACGCGGUUCUCGGCCUCGCGCAUGGUGCUGCGCGCGUUCGACACCGAGAGCCACCUCGAGGCCGCGAGAUCCGCGCGUCGGUGGUGGCCCGGCCUCGAGCCCGUCAGGCUAGCGCUCGUUGUGGGAACUAUGAACAUAGACGCAGAGUCCCUGAUGCUGACUACCUUAGCAAAGAGUCUUGUGGGACUCGGAUACGAGAUCGAGGUUUUAGCAUUCGUGGAUGGGAAAGCUCACGAUAUUUGGAAAGCUAUUUGCCAUGUAAAUGUUGUGAGCUUUGAGAAGCUGAAGUAUGUCGAUUGGUCAAAAUACAAUACUGUGCUCGUAAGCUCUCUUGAAGGGAAAAGGGUUGUUUCGAUUCUUAUGCAGGAACCUUUUCGACUUCUACCAGUGGUUUGGCUUAUUCACGACGAUGCUCUUGGGCAGCACCUUAGAAAUUAUCCAGAUCCGCAUCUGUCCAUUCCAAAUCAUAUUGAAGAUUGGCGAGCUCAUUUUAAUGCAUGCACUUACGUUGUGUUUCCAGAUAGCCACCUCCCUUUAUUAUACUCACCGGUUGAUACUGGGAAUUUCUUGGUGAUUCCUGGUUCUCCGGUUGAUAUCUGGGCUGCUAAGCGAUACGGCUUGUCACAAUCUCAAGGAACUAUAAGGAAUCAACAUGGAAUCAAAGAAGAAGAUGUUGUUGUUUUGGUUGUAGGGAGCUACCUGUUCUUUGAUGAAUUGCCAUGGGAUUAUGUAACAGUCUUGCGUGCAUCAGCUCCACAUGUUAUGGACAUGUCAAGAACUAAAAAAUUGGGAGUGCAGUUUAUCUUUUUCUGUGGAAAUGGCACUGACGCCUAUAACUCUGCUUUCCAGGAACUUGCAUCUCAUAUGGGAUUUCCUGAUGGUUCUGUAAAGCAUUUCCCCAUGACACAUGAUAUCGGAAACCUGCUAAUGUUUGUUGAUAUUGUUCUCUAUGGAUCUUUAAGACAGGAACCUGGUUUCCCUCCUUUGUUACUGCGGUCUAUGUCCUCUGAAAUUCCAAUCAUUGCGCCAAAUCUAACUGUUAUAACAAAAUAUGUCACUGAUGGUAUUCAUGCCUUUCUUUUUAAUUCUGGUGACCCAAGCACAGCAGCUUUAGCUUUCAUGCGGAUUUUAGGAGAUAAGGGACUUUUGGACACUGCCUAUUCUGUUGCUUUGGAGGGAAAGCUACUUUCAAAAAACAUGUUAGCGUAUGAUUGUAUUGUUGCUCAUGUUAAGCUUCUUGAAAGUGUGUUGCACUAUCCUUCAGAUGCAAGAUUACCACUUUCCUUCUCUAAAGUUAAAGAUAAAACAUGGUUAUGGGAUCCUUUCGAGUCAAAAGCUGCGCUAGGCAAUAGUUCUUCAGAAGAUGAAAGACAUAUCCACACAAGAAAUGCUGGUAUUCUCUUAGGGGAAUCCGCUCAAACUAAUUGGACAACUAAUUCUGAUAGCAAUGAUACUUCUUCAUAUGACUACCCUAGCCAGUCUGAUUGGGAUGAUCUAAGUGAAGUUGAAAUCUUUGAAGACAUCGAGAUGAGAGAAAUGGAGGAGAUUGAUGAAAGGGUGGAAAAACCUCUGUUAACAUGGGAUGAGGUGUACAGAAAUGCCCGAAAGUCGGAAAGGAUGAAGCCUGAAGGAAAUGAACGUGAUGAAGGCGAACUGGAAAGAACUGGACAGCCCGUCUGUAUAUAUGAGAUUUACCAUGGAGAGGGUGCAUGGCCAUUUUUACAUCAUGGUUCUUUAUACCGUGGGAUUACUCUUUCAAAAGGAGGCAGGAGACCCAGAUCAGAUGAUGUUGAUGCUGUUAUGCGGCUUUCGGUUCUAGACAAUACGUACUAUCGUGAUCUCCUUUGUGAAUUUGGUGCUAUGUUUGCCAUUGCGAACAGAAUUGAUACUGUACAUAAGUUACCGUGGAUAGGUUUCCAGUCAUGGCGAGCUGCUGGAAGGAAGGUUUCCUUGUCUGUAAGUGCUGAAGAAACCUUAGAGAAAACUAUGGCUGAGGAAAAUCAUGAGGAUGUUAUAUACUACUGGGUGCCAAUGGAUACUGAUCAAACAUCUAACUUUUGGUCAACGUGUGAUUGCCUAAAUGCUGGUCAUUGCAGAACUCUUUUUGAGGAUGCAUUUAGGAAUAUGUAUGGAUUACCAAAGGGUGUUGCAGCCCUGCCACCAAUGCCCAAUGAUGGCGAUUAUUGGUCUACUCUUCAUAGUUGGGUAAUGCCCACCCCAUCAUUUUUGAAGUUCAUCAUGUUCUCAAGGAUGUUUGUUGAUUCGCUUCAUAGCUUGAAUGGAAAUGGUACUGAGCCAGCUUCAUGCUUGCUUGGUGCAUCACAACCUGAGAAAAGGCACUGCUACUGUCGAAUCCUGGAAAUCCUUGUAAAUAUCUGGGCUUACCACAGUGGAAGGAAGAUGGUGUAUCUUAACCCUGUCACCGGGGAGAGCAGAGAGCAGCAUCCUCAGGAGGAAAGAAAGGAGAUGUGGGUGAAGUUCUUCAAUUUCACCCUCCUGAAAAGCAUGGACGAGGAUCUAGCAGAGGAAGCAGAUGACGGCAUGCACCCCGGGAAGGACCAAUGGCUGUGGCCGUUGACCGGGCAGGUGUUCUGGCCUGGUAUGGCCGACCGCGAAAGGGAAGAGAAAUAUAAAAAAACUGGACAAGAAGCUCAAGAACAAGGUGAAGUUGCUCGAGAGGCAGAAGUCAGGUUACAAACAAAAGCCACUGGGACAAUGACCGUAGUAAAACCGGAAGAAUCAGAAGAGAUAUCUGAAUGAAUCGAUCAUGUCAACUACAAGAUCUGGUCCAUCAGAGCUGAUGCACCAUGUUUUCUCUUGCGCCAAUCCGACAAGAGGAGAGGAGCAGAAGAGGCGCAGCGUGAAAGGAGCCGUGGUUGUGAAUACGCAUUCUUUCCUCCACCCCCCGGAUCUCCCCUCUCCAAAGAAGCUUGGCGAAGCUGGAGGACUCGGGCUGGACACGAAACGGGUUUCUUCCUGCUCAUAUAUACAAAAAAGGUUACAGUUUGUGUUACAUAGUUCCACUGAUCCCCAUUCUUUAUUUUUGUCUUCCCCACUCUGCUAUGGAACUGAUAAGUAGCUGCACGCCCGGGGAGCAGAAUUUUGGUAGGACUUGUAAUCGACCACACGCCGUUGUACAUGUAAAUUUCCAGUAGAGAGCCACGCACGGGUGCAAGGGCAAUAAUUAAAGGACUUUGAUAA
Messenger RNA from Hordeum vulgare subsp. vulgare (domesticated barley), 3829 nucleotides. RefSeq lists its product as uncharacterized. NCBI's taxonomy places the organism in Eukaryota, Viridiplantae, Streptophyta, Magnoliopsida, Poales, Poaceae. The record is from RefSeq and is a predicted model, not a curated record.